AUGCCGCUUGUAUUUCCCCAUCUAUUUUCAGGUGAGUUUUAAAUGUGUCACUUUUUAAUUUUGCUAUGCUAUGACGAGCAGAGUAUUUAUUUUUAAACUAUAUUAAUCAAAUAUAAUAUUUAGUUUAGAGAAUAAUCAGGAAAACUCUAUAUGAUAUUUGUGAAAAUUUUGGAAUAUUUGAUAUUUAUCUAUAUUUAUAUUUAUUUUGUCAUCCACUAAUUAAAUUUCAAGAAACCCAAAAUAUAAUAAAGUCAAGUCAUAUAAUUAUUUUUGUUUUAAAAGCUAUUGUAUCUGUAUAGGCAUAGGGCCUACAAUGUUUGCAGAUGUAUGGACAUAGAAAUGAGAAUGAUCAAUAACUGACCAAUGAUAAACAAAUUUGAAUCAAUGUAAUGAAGUUUAAAUUAUUCUGUUCAAGUUAACUAAACAUUGGUAUGGUUUGUGGCCUUAGGUGGGAGAAAACCAUGGAGAAGGAUUUUACUUUUUGGACCACCAGGGACUGGAAAAUCUCGUCUAGCUCAAGCUGUCUCCACAGAGGUCAAGGCUACAUUUUAUUCUGUAUCCAGCACUGAUCUCAUGUCCAGCUGGGUUGGAGAAAGUGAAAAGUAGGACAACCAAAGUUUUGUUUUAUUAAACAAGGUUUUAAUAUUUCCCCAAUAUAGAAUAGAGAAUCUGUGAAAAAUCUCAUUGGGGUUCAUAAAUCUCUGGAUUAUAAUCAUUACCUUUGAUCUCGAGCAUAUUUCUAUUAUAUUUUUAAAUGACAGGUUUUAUGAAGCACUCAUAAUCUAACUUCCUAACAAAAUCAAAUACUCUUUUUUCAACAAUAUCAUAAUUGAUGAGAGCAACAACAUGUGUAAAGAAAAGAAUAAUCUAACUAUUAUUUGUCAAAUUAGUUUUUUUUUUUUAACAAUCUCUACUACAUACAUUAUAUAAAAAAUAUCUCUUGAUUUUUUUUUCUCCAAGGAUGAUCAAAGAACUUUUCCAUCAUGCAAGCAAUCAAACUUGCCAAUCAGUAAUUACAAUUUUAUGAGUCUCACAUGUAAAUGUAGAUUACUAGAUCCACUAAUAUGAGCAGGAGACAAAUGUAGAAAUUACAAAUACUUGAAAAACACUUAUUUUGUGACACUGUUUCUUUUGACAAGAGUAUACCUUAAUAAGAUAAAAUUUGAAGUGGUGUUUUAGAUACAUUAUCCUUUUUUUUUUGUACUGGUUUUGAAGGGUUCUAUUAAAAUAAUAAUAUUUACCAGCUUUUUAAAUGUAUUAUUAUCUGUCUCCAACUUAAAAAUAACAAAACUAUUUAUCUCAUAGCAUAAUUUCCAUGGCUCCAUCCCUUUUGGUCCGCACCCAACAACCUUUAAAUUAGUACAGUUUUUUGCUAAAUCUUUUUUUAAAAAGUAAAUCUAUAAAGUUGUUGAUGUUAAUGCCACUGACAGCUUACCAUCUCAUGAUUUUAGGUGAUAUUUAUUGAUGAGAUAGACAGUUUGUGUCGUCAGCGGAGCACCAGGGAAGAUGAAGGUACAAGACGGAUUAAGACAGAGCUCCUUAUCCAGAUGGAUGGAGCAGACAGACAAGUUCAAGACAAAAUAUUUUUGCUUUGUGCCACAAACUGUCCAUGGGAUUUGGACACAGCAUUUUUAAGACGCUUCCAGAAGAGGAUCUACAUACCUCUUCCUGAUCAGUAAGAUAUAGUUAUUUUUCAAUCAUAAUUGAUUUGUUUCAUAUGAGUUCUUCAAGCGUUAUAUGAUAACUUUAUUAUGUGAGUAAAAAUAAUGAGUAAAUUGAGAAUACAUUAAAACCGUUAUGCUAAAUUACUGCUGGUUAAAACCUGCAAAAAAUUUCAGCGAAUAAAAAUAGAAUUGCUUUCAGUGUUAAAACUUUUAAUUUAAAUUAUUUGAGUGGCUCACUUUCAAAGGGUGCUAAUUCAUCUCAAAUUAAUAUUAAUUUUAAUUUUGUAAAAUAGAAGUUUAAAUAGGGUUUGUAUAUUAAAAAAAAAGUAUAAUGUGACAUGUUAUUAAAACAAAGAACAGUUGACAUAAACAUGACAUAAAAAAGCUGUAAGUCUUAUAUUUUCAUUAUUCAGUGCAUCCCGGAUCCAGCUAAUGAAGCUUCACUGCGAUGGCAGUCAUGUAAAUCUUACAGACCAUGACUGGACAGAGCUGGCCAAUCUAACUGAAGGAUAUUCUGGUAGUGACUUGGCAACACUCACCAAUGGUGGCCUCUUCCAACCAAUUAGAGAUUUGCAAGCAGCAAACUAUUGGCAUGAGACCAAGGGUAUGUGGAUGUCUUUUGCUGCAUUGACAACAACUUCUAGACAGAGGCAGAUCAAAUUGAUGCUGCUGAAAAUUAUUCCAUUAUUUAUUAAAACAUUGUGUGUGUAGGGGUAUGGUAAUUUUAAUGCAAAUAAAAAAUGUAUUUUAUCCUGUCUUUCAAUCAUCUACAUCAAAGAAUAAUUUAUUUUCACCAAUGCUAUAAUGAAUUAUUUUUAUUUUCAAAUCAGUUUGAGGUCCUCAUAAAUUGCAAUUGAGUCAUUUCUAUUUUUUUCUGUUGUGAUUUAUUGUUUUUAGAUUUAUUUUUGCUGAUAAGUCUCAAUUUUCUCAAGUUAAAUUCACUUCAAUGUUCGUUUAGAUGGUAGAUGGGUGCCAUGUGAUGACACUGGUAAAUCAUCAUUAAAAGCAAAUAUAACAGACUUGCCACCAAAGAAGGUAAUUAUUCACCCAGACAUUAUAACAUAA
Molecule: messenger RNA, 2729 nt
Organism: Lymnaea stagnalis (great pond snail)
Lineage: Eukaryota; Metazoa; Mollusca; Gastropoda; Lymnaeidae
Source: the annotation of a GenBank genome assembly